UGGGUUUGUUGCACGUUAAAUGCACAUUGCAGCCACACUAUUUCCACCCCGCCCCCAACUCCGGCUCUGCUUCUCCUUCUAUCUUAGCUUUAGUGUGUUUGUAAAUUCAAUAUUUAUUUUCUUUAAACUUUGAAAUCGUCGUCUCGUUUCGAUUCUGUUUCUUGUGAAUCUGGUUGGGGUAUUUCUUGUUCUCACUUUUCCCCUCUUGUUCCUUUGUUUAUUCUCCCUAUCAGAGCUUACUGUCCUGUCGAGAUGGGUGAGAAACAUCCCGAAGCUGGGCCCCAUGUGGUGAGCGCCGAUCGACAUGACGAGGCGGUUGUAUAUCUCGAGGGCCAUGGUGAUGUGCACCCCAACGUGGAUCUGGUGGCUCUGCGCCGCAAGAUCGAUCGGCGGUUGCUGCCCUACAUGUUUUGCUGCUAUGUGUUGCAAUUCCUGGACAAGGUCAUGCUGAACUAUGCUGCGGUGAUGGGAAUCAAGAAAGACCUCAAGCUCGUUGGCAAUGAGUUCUCCAAUACGGCAACAUGGUUCUUCAUAGCCUACCUGAUCGCUGAAGUUCCCAACGUCUACUGUCUCCAGAAAGUGCCCGCUGCUAAGUGGCUUGGAGGAAACGUUUUCCUCUGGGGUGUCGCAGCGGCCGCUUCUGCUGGCGCCAGUGACUAUCGCAGUUUGCUGGUUGCAAGAAUCUUCCUCGGUAUCUUCGAAGCAACCGUCGGCCCUUCAUUGAUGCUGCUGAGUAGUCAGUAUUAUACACGCAGUGAGCAAGCUCCUCGUUUCACAUUCUGGUACAUGGGUCUGGGUGUUGCCCAGAUCUUGGGUGGAAUUAUCUCGUUCGCGUUCCAGCAUGUUCAUCAUGCUUCUCUGGAGGGAUGGCGCAUCAUGUUCCUCGUCCUGGGACUGGUCACUGCCGUCAUUGGCACGUUGACCUUCUUCUUCAUCCCGGACACCCCCAUCAAGGCGAAAUGGCUGUCGGAGGACGAAAAGGUCGCUCUCCUGCAGCACGUCGGCGAGAACCAAACUGGCGUAUGGAGCACCACUUUGAACCUGAAGCAGAUUAAGGAUGCCGUGUUCGAUGUCCAGCUCUGGCUUUUGACCUUGACAACCGUCCUGAUCUCCGUAUCAAGCGGUGUCGUAACUACCUACUCCUCAACCUUGAUUUCUGGGUUCGGCUUCUCAGGUCCUAUCUCCGCCCUCCUCAAUACCCCUUCCGGCAUCGUGAGCAUCUUCUUUACUCUCCUCGUCGGCUUUGGUAUUCGUAAAACCUCCCACCGCUGGGCCUGGAACGUCCUCUGCACGAUUCCCGGUAUCAUCGGUGGCGGUCUGCUCUCUUUCCUACCAAAGAGCAACAAGGCCGGCGUGUUGAUUGGAAUUUAUCUUGUCAACGCAAUCGUCGCCACUCUUCCCAUCCUUUAUCAAUGGACGAUGGCCAACACUGCAGGCCACACUAAGCGUGCUUUUGCCAGUGCUCUCGUCGCCGGGUCCUUUUCCAUUGGCAACAUCAUCGGUCCUCAAACAUUCCAGGCGCGUGAUGCUCCAGAGUACAGACCCGCUAAAAUCGCGGUUCUCGCAACCCAAGCCGCCGCUGCUGUAGUGUCAGUUGUUCUCUUCUUAUACUAUUUGUGGCAGAACCGUCGCCGGGAUCAGACCAAGGGCCCCGUGAACGAGGCUAUGGUGGAUGAGACCAAGUGGGCUGGCCUCACGGAUCGCGAGAAUCCUUACUUCCGUUAUGCGUACUAAAUAUGUCGCGGGAAAUGGACUGCCAAGUUUGGCCGUCGUGCGUUGAUAUCGGGGUCGAUGUGAAACACUAACGAUGUAACUUUUCUGUUGCCACCAUAGUUCUAGUCCAAAAGGUAUAUAAUUGGGAACGCCAGUUUCUGCUCACAUAAUGACGCAAGGAAGAAUUCCCAAUAAACUGGAAGUCGUGACAUUUAUACAUGACUAGUACUCGUUAUGUACAACAAAUUCAAUUGCUGAGCUAUUCAUCUCGAUCGCCAGAAUGGCUUCAUGACAGAUCGAACAUACACUAGCAAAUGAACCAUCAAAUAAUUGGCGAUCGUGAAAGCGAGAAAAAUGCCAAAGUACGGCCAGAGCUUGGAAUCAUCCAGCCCAAUGCCGGAUAGGUAGUCAUCACCCCAUCUGUACGGACAGUAUCCAC
Molecule: messenger RNA, 2152 nt
Organism: Penicillium brasilianum
Lineage: Eukaryota; Fungi; Ascomycota; Eurotiomycetes; Eurotiales; Aspergillaceae
Source: the annotation of a GenBank genome assembly